AUGGCGAAGAAAGGAAAGAAGCAACAAAGCUACGGCGACUGGAGCGACAGUGAGGAGGAGAGCAUGGACACGACUCCCCAGAACCUCGACGGGACCCCUGCUGUGGAGGACAAGGCUGCUGGGGCUGCUGAUGUGCCCAAGGGCGAUGAGAGCGCCUCUGCGACCCCCGAGCCCACCCCUGCCGCUCCCGAGGAGGCCACUAUGGACGAUCUUGCCGACGAAUUCGAGGGCGGAGGACUGAUGGGAGCGCUGCGAAAGUCCAAGAAGAAGAAGGACGCGCGAGACGCCAAGGACGCAAAGGCCGAGCCCGAGGAGGCUCCUGUGAUUCUGACCAAGAAGCAGAAGGACAAGCUCAAGAAGGAGCAGGAGAAGGCCAAGAAGAAGGCUGCUGCCGACGCACGAAAGGCCGCUGCCGACGCAAAGGCUGCUGAUAAGAAGGCCAAGGGAGAGGACAAGAAGGAGGACAAGAAGGAGGACAAGAAGGUCGAGUCCAAGUCUCCUGAGCCCGAGGCCGCCCCCGCCGCCCCCGCCAAGAAGCUGACUGGCCGAGCUGCUGCUAUUGCCAAGAUCAAGGCCCAGCAGGAUGCCAUCAAGGCCCAGGAAGCCGCUAUGGCUGCUGCCGAGGAGGAGGAGCGAGCUGCCGAGGAGGCUGCCCAGCGAGCUGUUGAGGAGGCCGAGAAGGAGAAGGAGGCUGCACGGCUCGCCAAGAAGGAGCGAGAACGACAGAAGGUCGAGCGACAGAAGGCUGAGGGUACUUAUAUGACCAAGAAGCAGAAGCAGGAGCGAGCUGCCGCCGAGGCUCGACGAGAGCAGAUGCUGGCUGCCGGAAUGAUUGUUGGCGGUGGACGAGCACCCGCCAAGCAGACCAACAACAGACUGCCCACCAGAACUCCUGCCCAGAAGCAGCCCAAGGUUGAGGACAAGGUUGUUGAGAAGCCCAAGGAGGUCAAGAAGGAGGCCGAGUCUCCCGAGGAGGACGAUGUUGACGCCCUUAUGGACGACUGGGAGACUGCCCUGGACUCUGACGGAGAAGUCAAGGACGACUGGGAGGCCAUGGCCGACGAGAAUGGCGAGAUUGAAAUCACCAAGAAGGAAGACCCCUCCAUCAAGGCCAAGGAGGAGGCUGAGGCUGCUGCCAAGGAAGCUGAGGCCCAGGCUGCCGCUCUGGCCCGUCAGAAGGCUGCUGAUGAGGGCACCCAGCUCAACGACGAGACCGAGCUGGAGCGACAGCGAGUUGCUGCCGAGGAGGCUCUUGAAGAGGCCCGACGAAAGUCUGCUGCCAUUGCCGAGAAGCGUGCCGCCAAGCACUCGCGAGCCAUUGCAUCUGCCAAUGCCGGAAACCUGCGAUCUCCCAUUUGUUGUAUUCUGGGCCACGUCGAUACCGGUAAGACCAAGCUUCUGGACAAGGUGCGACAAACCAACGUGCAGGAGGGCGAGGCUGGAGGUAUUACUCAGCAGAUUGGUGCCACCUACUUCCCUAUCGAGGCCAUCAAAAAGAAGACGGAGGUCAUGGAGCAGUACGGCGAGAUUGACUACCACGUGCCUGGUCUGCUGGUGAUCGAUACCCCCGGUCACGAGUCUUUCACCAACCUGCGAUCCCGAGGUUCGUCGCUGUGUAACAUUGCCAUCCUGGUGAUUGAUAUCAUGCACGGCCUCGAGCCCCAGACCAUUGAGUCCAUCAAGCUGCUGCGAGACAAGAAGACGCCCUUCGUGGUCGCUCUCAACAAGAUUGAUCGACUCUUCGACUGGGAGGCCAUCCCCAACAACUCGUUCCGAGAUUCGCUCUCCAAGCAGAAGAAGUCUGUGCUGCGGGAGUUUGAGGACCGACUCGAGAAGACCAAGACCGCUCUUAUGGAGCAGGGUCUCAACUCUGAGGUCUACUACAAGAACAAGAACCUGGCCAAGAAUGUGUCUCUGGUCCCCACCUCCGCCAUCACCGGCGAGGGUAUUCCCGAUCUGCUCGCUCUUCUGCUGCAGCUGACUCAGAGCCGAAUGUCCAAGCAGCUCAUGUACCUGUCUGAGCUCGAGGCCACCGUUCUGGAAGUCAAGGUUGUCGAAGGUUUCGGAACCACCAUCGAUGUUGUUCUGUCCAACGGUGUCUUGCGCGAGGGUGACCGAGUCGUGCUUUGCGGUCAAAACGGCCCCAUUGCCACCAACGUCAGAGCUCUACUCACUCCCCAGCCGCUCAGAGAGCUGCGAAUCAAGUCUGCUUACCAGCACCACAAGGAGGUCAAGGCUGCUCUCGGUGUCAAGAUUGCCGCCAACGACCUGGACAAGGCCGUGGCUGGUUCUCGUCUGCUGCUUGUGGGUCCUGAUGAUGAUGAGGAGGAACUCAUGGACGAUGUCAUGGACGAUCUUACCGGCCUCCUUGACUCCGUUGACAAGUCUGGACGUGGUGUGUGUGUCCAGGCUUCCACUCUUGGUUCCCUGGAGGCUCUUCUCGACUUCCUCAAGGAUAUGAAGAUCCCCGUCAUGUCCAUUGCUCUAGGUCCCGUCUACAAAAAGGAUGUGAUGCGAGCCACCACCAUGCUGGAGAAGGACAAGUCGCUGGCCAUCAUGCUGUGUUUCGACGUCAAGAUCGACAAGGACGCCGAGCGAUAUGCUGACGAGCAGGGUGUCAAGCUUUUCUCGGCUGAUAUUAUCUACCAUCUGUUUGACGACUUUGUCAAGCACCAGAAGAAGCUGCAGGAGCAGAAGCGACUGGACACCAUCGACAAGGCCGUUUUCCCUUGUGUUCUGCACACUGUCCAGAUCAUCAACAAGCGAUCGCCCAUGAUCAUUGGUGUCGACGUUGUUGAGGGCUCUCUGCGAAUUGGAACCCCCAUCUGUGCCGUUAAGACCAACCCCGAGACCGGUGCACGAGAGGUGCUCGAGCUCGGUAAGGUGACUUCCAUGGAGGUGAACCACAAGUCCGAAUCUGUUGUUCGAAAGGGCCAGACCAACGCUGGUGUGGCUAUGCGAAUCGAUACUUCUUCCGGACAGCCUACUUGGGGCCGACACAUUGACGAGAAGGAUGUUCUGUACUCGUCCAUCACCCGAAAGUCCAUUGAUACUCUCAAGGACCCCGUUUUCCGAAACGACGUGCCCCGAGAGGACUGGCUGUUGCUCAGAAACCUCAAGACUACUUUUGGAAUCAAAUAA
This is a messenger RNA of Yarrowia lipolytica CLIB122, 3141 nucleotides long. RefSeq lists its product as uncharacterized. Gene Ontology annotation, cellular component: cytoplasm; mitochondrion. Gene Ontology annotation, molecular function: GTPase activity; translation initiation factor activity; GTP binding. Gene Ontology annotation, biological process: translational initiation. The record is from RefSeq and is a predicted model, not a curated record. NCBI's taxonomy places the organism in Eukaryota, Fungi, Ascomycota, Dipodascomycetes, Dipodascales.